AAUUCUUAUAAUGCACGACGCACGUGCUAUUAUAAUUUUGUAAUAUAUAUACAUAUUAUGUAUAUUAUAUUAAUCACAAUGUUGUCAAUUCUCAGAUUAUAUUGUUCCGUGAUAUUGUAUAAUUCGGUAUGAAAACGUAUGAUUUUAAAUUAAAAUAUAAAAUUCAAGUAUUUUACAUUUUAGAUAUUUCCUUCUUUUUGUAAUAAUUUUCGGUUAAUCGUCAGUAAAUACUAUAGUUAGCAGUAGUACUCUUGUAAUCUUGUCGCUUAGUUACUACUUUUUAAAUUAAAAUGAUUUCUUUGUUGUGAUUUGUGACAUGAACUGAUAUAUACAUCAAAUAUGUUUGAUUUUAUAAAAAUACCAUUCAGAGAUAGUAAAGUAUCAAUUACACGUCCAUUUCUUUGUGAUAAAGUCAAACAAUUUGGUAUCUGUGAAGGAUCAUGUCCAGAACGUCAUGAUUUAUGUAAAACACUUGAUAAAGAAUGUCUCAAUAUUCCCACAAAAUGUUUGAUUAGUGUGCGACUGACAAAAAUCAUCAGUGCUUCACAUUUUUAUGGCAGAAUUCUUAAGUAUAGUACUAAAAAGAAUCCUACAAAAGAUCAAGAUUGGAUUAGCGUUGAUGACUUGUUUGAAAGAAUAAAAUAUGAAUUAAAAAACAUCAACUCAACACCAAAUACUAUCAUUUUAUGUAAAACCUUUACCAUUGGGGAAAUGGUUAUGGUCCAAACUGAACAAGGAGAAUUUUAUCGAGCAGUGAUCUUGAAUAUAUAUUAUGGUUGGCUUACAGUUAAAGUAAAAGUUAUUUUAAUUGACAUGGGACAUACAGAAGAAGUUAGUUCAAAUAAAAUAUUUGUAUUGCCAAGCCAUUUAAAAGAACACAGGCCUGUAGCUGUUGAAAUCAUCAUAUCUUCCAUGGAACCAGUGGUAGAGGCAGGUUCUGUACUCAGUUGGCCAGUUAAUACAACAAAUCUUGUACGUAGUUUAUUAGAACCAAGUAUUUUGACAGAUUUAGAAUUUAUUUGCAAAGUUGAACUUAUAUUAGGAAUAAAUAUAUGGGUUGAUUGGAUCUUAGCAAAAAAAUGUAUUAAAUGUUCUCACUUUGCAUGUAAACUGUAUAAAAGUCCUUUGAUAUUACCAAAUGAAUUAAUUAAACGCAAUUUUGCAAGACAGAAUUCUUUGCUCAUUGACAAAUUAACAAACUUAGAUAAAGAUGCCCGUGUAUGGAAAAAAAAUGUAUUUAUUGAAAAACCUUUAAUCAUUAAAAAACCAAAUAUAUCAUUAUUUUCAUGUGAUAAACCAAAAAAUGAAAUUGACGAAGUGAUAAAAGUACAAUGGGCUCACUUGUCUGAGCAAAUAAUCUCAAAUGUAACUGUUUGUUAUGUAGAUGGUCCAAAAUGUUUUUUUGUUAUUAAUAUGGAAUUUUAUGGAAGAGUUAUUGCUCUUCAAAGAGACAUUGAUGAUGCCAUCAGUAAAACAACUAUUGAAAAAUUAACUUACGCUACUGUAGGAAAUGUAUGUUUAGCCUUAGCACCUGAACAAAAUAAAUAUAACCGUGUUAUUAUUCUACAAAUCAAUCAUAAAAAAGCUAAAGUUCUUUUUGUAGAUUAUGGUGAAUUUUACGAAGUUGAAAUUGAUAAUUUAUUGACUAUACCUUCAAGCUUAAUAACAAAGUUACCAUUUCAAGUAAUUGAGUGUAGUUUAAGUGGUUUUAAUAUUAUUUUACAGACAGAUAUUGUAGAUCAGUUCAAUAAUCGUUUGUUGGAACUUACAGAUACUGCGAUACACUUAAAAGUUCUUUCUUCUACCACAAAUGCAAAGUUUACUGGAACCCAUUAUGAAGUUGUAUUGUUUAAAAAUGAUGUAAAUAUAAAUGUCUCUAUGGCUGAUGAAUUUAGUAUGUAUGUUGAUAAUACUCAAAUACAAAUUAUUUUAAGCUCAAAUUAUAAAUACAAGGAACAUGAAACUGAAAAUACCAUCAUCGAUGAUGAUGAUGAUGAUGAACUCGAUGAAGAAGAAUUAAAAUGUCAGAUGGAUUUAUUGGAGAGUUUAUUCAAAUAUUCAAAUCAAACAAAUGAAACUCAAACUGUGCCAAAUUCAAUAAAUGAAAAAAAAAAUGAGUCAGAUUUAAAAUCAGUAAAUAAAGAUAAUGUAAUUGCAAACAUAGAACAGAAGAAAUGUAAAAAGAUUGAAAAAAAAUAUUGCCUGGAUUGCAAUGUGACUCCAGUGGUGCCUCAAUGUUUUUGGCAUCAAGAUGAUACAUGGAUUUAUCUUAAAUUGAAUAUUUUAUCUGUAAACGAUUAUAAUACCUCAUAUACAAUGAAUACUAUAACAAUAAAUGUUGAAACAAAUUCUGUAUCCUAUUCCUUUACAGCAGUUUUAUUUGGGCUUAUAAUAGAUAAACUAUGUACUUGUCGUGUAGGUUUUGAUGGAAUUUUCAUAAAAGCACAAAAACUAAUCAAAGUUAAAUACCAUUGGCCUAGACUUUUAAAAUGUACAAAAAAGCAUAAAUAUAUUAUUUAUGAUACAGAAUUUUGCAUUGCUGAAGGUAAAAACUUGAAUUUGUGGUGUAAAAUUUUGAAUAGUUACAAAAUAAAGGCUCAUGGUGAACAGUUAAGUGUAGAGUAUCCUGAUUCUGAUUAUGAAGAUAGUGUUUAUGAUGAAAAUGGCAUUUUUGAAGAUUGAUUAAAAAUAAUGUUUGGUAUCAUAAUUAUUUUAUAUUUAAAUGUUAAAUUUAUAUCAUUGUUUAAUACAGAAAACAUUGUUCUAAGCAUCUUAACAUUUACAAACUUUAAGUUUGUUACCUUUUUUUUUAAUACACAAUUUCAGUUUAUUUAUAUGUAACAAAGUAAUAUGAUAGUCACUAUUGAA
Molecule: messenger RNA, 2868 nt
Organism: Myzus persicae (green peach aphid)
Lineage: Eukaryota; Metazoa; Arthropoda; Insecta; Hemiptera; Aphididae
Product: putative ATP-dependent RNA helicase TDRD12
Exons: 2
Coding region: 340-2682 (780 amino acids)
Biological process (GO): transposable element silencing; germ-line stem cell division
Source: RefSeq, a predicted model, not a curated record